Macrosteles quadrilineatus (aster leafhopper) is the source of this 5770-nucleotide messenger RNA. RefSeq names its product ATP-binding cassette sub-family C member Sur-like. The transcript is spliced from 32 exons. Gene Ontology annotation, molecular function: ABC-type transporter activity; ATP binding; ATP hydrolysis activity. NCBI's taxonomy places the organism in Eukaryota, Metazoa, Arthropoda, Insecta, Hemiptera, Cicadellidae. Bases 42 to 5297 code for a protein of 1751 amino acids. Gene Ontology annotation, biological process: transmembrane transport. Gene Ontology annotation, cellular component: membrane. The record is from RefSeq and is a predicted model, not a curated record.
ACUUGGCAGCGGAUCAUAGAUUGUGGUAUGUGAGGCACGAGAUGGACGAUUUGUGCGGCCUCGGUACCAGCGGCAACCACACGGACAGCCAAGAGCACAGCCGCUGGCGCUGUCACCUGGACCUCCUCAACACCGCCGUGUACUCCUGCUUCGCCUACCUCGCACUGCUCAUCCUGCUCUACCUGCGCUGCUCCAGCAUCAAGAAUGAAUGCCUCAGCAGCCGGAGGUUCGUUGGUCACUCACUACGCGCGCUGUUGUCACUCCUGCUGCUCCUCACUCAUGCUGCUGAGGUCUGCGCCGCUGUCCUCGGUGUCCGCGGCCUCCUUGCCGCAACCUCGGCCCUGCUAGCCUGGCCACCAGCUCUGCUGCUCUACUGUAAGGCCGAGGCCCGCUACCAGCCCAGGUACCUCCUCGUCACCUCCGUGUUCUGGCUGGCCUGUGGCCUCGCCCGCGCCGCCUCCCUGUACACCGCCCUCGACUCUGGACUAGGCACCUCUCAUGUUGUUCCCUUGACUGCUGGGACUGCCUCUCUACUCUGUCAUGCCUUGGCUGUUGUUGAUGUAGUCGCUGUCAUUUGUGAGACCCGACCUUUGAUGCGACCUUUAUAUGCCUCGCCAGCUGUUUUGGACUUCGGAGAUCGACAAUCAAAGCAGUUUCCUCUUAUUCUGAUGAGUUGUAUAAGUCCCACCCCUCAGGGUAUAGGGGUUGUUAUUAGUGAGCUGAAGCAGAAUGGAGUGAAGAGGGAUGAUGAGGUGAUGGGAGAGGUUGGGGAAAUGUACAGCCACCACAGCGCCCAGUGGUUCUCCCAGGUCACCUUCUACUGGCUGGUGCCACUCCUGAGGGCUGGGUACUCCCAUCCUCUUGAGCUGGAGGACCUAGGAAUCCUUCAUCCCAACGAGACAGCUGCUAAUCAGUUCAGUCUGUUUAACUCCGUCUACCAAAGGGCUAAGGCUACAGGGGGCCAUCCUGUGAGGUUGUGGGGUUGUUACAUGAGGUGCUACUGGACAAACUUUGUCCUGGGAGGACUACUCAAGCUGCUCGGUGACUGUGUUGGCUUCAUCCCUCCUCUCGGCAUUGCUGUCGUAAUCAACUACAUCUCUGCAAAAGAUAACAUCACUCAUCCAGAGCCCCAUGAUGUGACAGUGGAGGAGUUACUGGGUAAUGGCUAUGUGAUGGCUGCUGUGGUACUGGUCAGUGUAAUGGCACAAGGCAGCUUCUCUCAGGCCAGCACUCACAUAGUCAAUGUAGAAGGCAUCCGGCUCAAGACAGCUUUACAGGCAUUAGUCUAUGACAAGGCCCUGAAGUUACGCAGCCUAUGCAAAGAGGAUGACUCAGCCCAGGAGAGCAGGACGGGCAACUUGACAAACCUCAUGUCCGAGGACACCUUUAACAUCAUGUCCUGCUACUGGAUAGGCCACUAUGUCUGGGCCAUCCCUCUCAAGAUUGGUAUCCUGAUGUACUUGCUUUAUUGCAAGUUGGGCAUCAGUGCCAUUAUUGGGGCCACCUGCUGCAUCCUCAUCUUGACACCUCUCCAAUUUCUUGUGGGAAAGAAGAUGUCUGUUAACUCUAAAGAUAUAUCAGACUGGAGUGACGAGCGUCUGCGGCAGACCAACGAGGUGCUGCAGGGGAUCAGACUGAUCAAACUGUGCGGCUGGGAGACUGAGUUCACCAACAGGAUCCUCACCACACGGCAAAAGGAACUUGAGUUUCUGAACAAGGACUCUCUGUACUGGGCGCUCAUGACGUUCCUGACUCACACGUCCUCUGCCCUCAUCACUCUUGUCACCUUGGCAGCGUUCUAUUGGCUGGAAGGCUCACAUCUCUCUGCCGCUGAUGUCUUUACUGGCCUUGCACUCUUCAACCAACUGACUGUGCCUCUUUUUAUUUUCCCUAUAACAGUUCCUAUUAUAAUACAAGCAUUGGUCAGUACAAGAAGACUAGAGGAGUUUCUUGAUCUUCCCGAGAGUCGGCCUUUCACUCCUGUAGAUGAACAUCAAGUAAAGCAAGUUGAUGUAAGACCAGUCAUGACACGUCAGCCAGAACCUGAUGUGGUUGAAACAAGUAGAGCCAGUAGAGCAGAUAGUGUGUUCGGUUUGGGCAACAUCACGGAGCUGGAUGAACCUGACGAAGAUUGUGAUGAGAUUGAACCAGAUUUUGACAGAUUCAUGCCCGUAGUAGCCAUUGAAGCUGCCACAUUCAGCUGGGCAGCGCAAGAAGAGGCAACUCUGGUCAUCCCCUCCCUUCACUUCCCUCGAGGUAAACUGACUAUGAUAGUUGGUAGCACUGGCAGUGGUAAGAGUUCUUUGCUCUGCGCCAUGUUAGGAGAAAUACCUUGCAUUAAGGGAGCUGUUAGAUGGACUAAAGGCUGCAGUAUAGCGUAUGUUUCUCAGAAGCCCUGGCUGCUCAACUGUAGCUUGCGAGACAACAUUUUGUUUGGCCGGCCUUACCGCAGCAGACGAUACAACAGAGUCAUUGCAGCCACAGCUCUGCAGCCAGACAUAGACAUUCUACCUGGGAAGGACAUGACAGACAUCGGGGAACGAGGCAUCAACCUCUCCGGAGGGCAAAGGCAACGAGUGGUCAUAGCUAGAGCUCUCUACUCCCGAGCCAAUGUUGUCAUCAUGGACGAUCCUCUGUCUGCCUUGGACCAACAAGUAGCCCAGCAAGUGUUUGAGGAAGGCAUCAGACGACUGGUAAUCAAAGAGAAGAGGAGUGUAGUGAUGGUGACCCACUGUGUUCAGCUCAUCUCCCUUGCUCAUCAGGUGGUGGUGAUAGACAAAGGUCGGGUGAAGGCGUGUGGGUCGCCAGCAGAGCUAGAGAGGGCAGGAGUGACUGUCCUCGGCCGCUCACUGGGGGAGACUCACAAGGGCCGUACAGCUCGUGAGAGGUGGCAGCUCAUCAAACUGGUGUCUCGCAUUGGCUUACAGCUCAAACAACGCAACCUGGCUGACGGAACAUGGCACGCUGAUCAUAUUACACCUCCAAUAUUUGUGCCGUUCCGCCGCAGACUAAGUAAGUUCUCUGGCUCCCGAUACUUUACGCAUGAUCUGCCGCUGCCGACUGACGAGUGUGAUGGGGAGGAUGUAGUAUUACGUCGACGUCGAGCUGCUUCCACCACUUCUCUACCUCAGCGACGCGCCGUAACACGCACAUCGUCCCUACAGACACCGACGUCACACUACAUCUACCCUGUCAAGCGCCAGGCUUCAUCUCCCACCAUCAACAAUGUUCCUAGGACCAGAACGUAUACGUUUGACAUAUCAUCAUCAUCAUCAGCUUCCGAACGACACCCAAGUGCAAGUGGAAGCGGCUUAUUAAGGCAAUUGUUUUCAAUGUCAACACAAAGAAACUUACCUUCAGUUGCUGACACCACAGUCAGGGAACACACUCUCUUGAGAAGACUUAUAUCAACAUCUUCUGUUAAAUCAGCUACCAUUGUGGAGGCUGAACGGCCGCCUCUACACCGCUUGUCCUCAACUACCUCAGACUGCAGUGAUGACUUCCUUGAUGAGGACGAGACUUUAGAGACUGUUGAGUGGGGCCAGGGUGGCGGAGCCCGGGAGGAGAGAGAGUAUGGUCAGAUACAGCGACGCAUCUACCUGUCAUACCUGCAGGCUUGCGGAGCCUUGGCGGGGGCCACAUAUCUACUGGCUACAGUCUCGUGGCAGGGGCUACGUGUGGGAACUGACUACUGGCUCAGCAAGUGGACUGAGGAGUCAUCCAGCAAGAUGUUGUACUACCUGGUGGUGUACGGUGUGCUCUCUGUGGCUUCUAUCCUCCUGUCCCUAGCUACCAAUGGCCUGGGCCAGUACUGUGGGGCCAGAGCUCGCCAACGUCUACAUGACUCCAUGCUAGAUGGUCUGCUGAGCUGCCCUGUCCGCUUCUUUGAGACAACACCUCUGGGACGCAUCAUGAACAGAUUCUCCACUGAUCUGGGCAUCAUUGACAAAAAAAUAGCAACAUCUUUGCAAAGACUGCUGCAGUUCCUACUGUUGUGCUUCUCUGCAAUUCUUGUCAACUGUAUUGUUACUCCGUGGUUCAUCGUGCUUGCUCUUCCCAUCUGUCUUGUCUACUAUACUGUCCAAAAGUUUUAUAGAAGCUCAACCAGGGAGCUGCAGAGGCUGGAUAGCAUUUCUCGGACCCCGAUACUGUCCCACUUUGCAGAGACUCUGUCCGGCCUAGAGACCAUAAGAGCGUUUGGUCAGCAGCAAAGGUUUGCUGCUGUGUUGUUUCACAGACUUGAUAUCCACACCAACGUCUUCCUGCUCGGGAAUUCAUGCAACCGCUGGCUUGGAAUCGCUUUGGACUACCUUGGUGGGCUGAUAGUGUUCAUCACAAUGAUCACAUCUCUAGUGUCUGCAGCUCUGUUCUCCAAUGUUGUCAGUCCAGCACUGGUGGGACUGGCUAUCAACUAUACCCUUCUUGUGCCCAUCUAUCUCAACUGGGUCGUCAAGUUUUUGGCAGACAUGGAAAUGUAUAUGGGUUCAGUUGAGCGAGUCACCCAGUAUGCCAGCGCUCCUUCUGAGGAUUAUAGACAUUCCAGAUUUGUUCCCAAAAAUUGGCCAACGAGUGGAGAUAUAAAAUUCCAAAACGUUUCUCUUCAGUAUGACUCUAAUCGGGUCAUCACAAAUUUGACUCUUCAUAUACCUGCUGGACAAAAGGUAGGGAUCUGUGGUAGAACAGGCAGUGGCAAGUCCUCUCUGGUCAUGUCAUUGUUCCACAUGGUGCCUAUAUGUGAGGGAGCCAUCUACAUUGAUGAUGUCGACAUCGCAACUCUUCCUCUCAAAGUUGUACGUUCCCGUCUCUCCAUUAUUCCACAGGAUGUCAUCAUGUUCAGUGGAACCAUCAGACAGAACCUAGAUCUGAAAGGUCAGUUCACGGACGCUGAACUCUGGCAGAGUCUGGAAGUAGCACAGAUGAAAGAUGUUGUCGCUAAUGAUCUCGGAGGACUUGAUGGGCCAGUGAGAGAGGGAGGUAGCAACCUAAGCUGUGGUCAACGUCAGCUGAUGUGUCUGGCACGAGCUGUGCUGCAUCGAGCAGCACUACUGGUCAUGGACGAGGCUACCAGCUGUCUGGACCCUGUGACUGAGGCUAGGCUGCUACAAGUUGCAACACAAGCCUUCGCCGACCGCACAGUCAUCACAAUAGCGCAUCGAGUAUCAGGUCUGCUGGGAUGUGACCGGGUGCUGGUGUUGGACCGAGGCAGAGUUGUGGAGGAUGCUAGUCCUGCAGAGCUACUGAACCACAAGAUGGGACUGUUCUCAUCAAUGCUUCGCAAGAGUGAGGACCCAUUGUAACACUUCAUAUGACAAAGUGCUUUCACAUUGCCUAAUGUACAAACUAUUAGAGUUACCAAAACAUGUUUCUAUUACUUUUAAAUUUUACUUAUAAUUAAGUCUUUGUCUCAGGGAAAUAUAGUAUUUUUGUAUUACCGUUUAACAUCCGAACUUAGUACAGUAUAAACACAAUAUUAUACAUAUUCUUAGUUGAAUUUGUUAGAAAACAGUUGUGCUUUGACUGUUUGGUGAUAUAUAGCCGCAUUUACAUGAUGCGUAGGUGGCCAGGUUAAAUACCUCAGGUAACUUGAAAUACAUUGUGGCAGUUAGGUACUCGCAUAAAUGCAGCCAAUAUGCUUGGUUCUUUCGCACAUAUUUUUAAUCCCUAAACUGCACAUAACAUUUUAUAAAAGGUAAAUGAAAAUCAUCUAUAAUGACAUAUGAAUGAAAUAAUGUAGUAAUUGACAUUACAAAAUGUAUAUUUGGUCAGUCCC